Molecule: messenger RNA, 1765 nt
Organism: Artibeus jamaicensis (Jamaican fruit-eating bat)
Lineage: Eukaryota; Metazoa; Chordata; Mammalia; Chiroptera; Phyllostomidae
Gene: RNF187
Product: ring finger protein 187
Exons: 4
Coding region: 1-978 (325 amino acids)
Source: RefSeq, a predicted model, not a curated record
AUGCAAUCGACUCCAGGGGCAAGUGUGAAUGAAGGACAGGUGACCACAGCUGCAGAGGUGGGACAAGACCUGGAAACCAGGUAUGAGAAGCAGCAGUGCAUGCGCAGCGUCUUGACUUUCCUUCAGCGACCGGGUCCCGGUCCGCAUUCGCCGGCCUCUUCGCCCGCGCCCUCUUUUAGGGCCCCCGCCGCCGCCCUGGCGUUCCCUGCAGGCCCGGGUGAGGCCGCCUGCGCCUUGUGCCAGCGCACGCCCCGCGAGCCGGUGCGCGCCGACUGCGGCCACCGCUUCUGCCGGGCGUGCGUGGUGCGUUUCUGGGCGGAGGAGGAUGGGCCCUUCCCCUGCCCUGAGUGCGCUGAUGACUGCUGGCAGCGCGCCGUGGAGCCCGGCCGCCCGCCGCUCAGCCGACGCCUGCUGGCGCUCGAGGAGGCGGCAGCAGCACCCGCGCGCGACGGCCCGGCCUCGGAGGCUGCGCUGCAGCUGCUGUGUCGUGCUGAUGGGGGUCCGCUGUGCGCCGCUUGCCGGAUGGCAGCAGGGCCCGAACCGCCCGAGUGGGAGCCCCGCUGGAGGAAGGCACUGCGCGGCAAGGAGAGCAAGGGGUCUGUGGAGGUCAUGAGAAAAGAUCUGAAUGAUGCUCGGGACCUGCAUGGCCAGGCUGAGUCUGCUGCUGCUGUGUGGAAGGGACACGUGAUGGACCGCAGAAAGAAGGCCCUGACUGACUACAAGAAGCUUCGGGCUUUCUUUGUGGAGGAGGAGGAGCGCUUCCUGCAGGAGGCGGAAAAAGAGGAGGGGUCCCCUGAGGAUGAGGAUGCUGACCCUGCAGAGAGGUUCAGGUCCCUCCUGCAGGCCCUGUCGGAGCUCGAGCGGAGGCACCGAAACCUGGGCCUCAGCAUGCUGCUUCAGGUGGGCCCCGCCCCAUCUGAGGGUGCUGAGCAACCAAGAGAAGGCUUCCAUUUGGGGCUGAAUUUCAGGAAUCAGUGAACCGGGAGACAACCCAGCCUCCAUGGCAUUGGCGAUGUUUUGUGAGGCAGGGUUGCACCCCAGUGUUGAAGCACUGGGCCCCUGUGCUACCCUAGCACUCUGCAGGCAGGAGCUGGCUGAGGGGUCCAGGAGCACAGGGACCACCGAGGAGGCUAGUGGCUAUCUGACCCUCGUUCUUCAUGUCCUCACACCCUAUGUUGGAGGCCAUGCCUAACCCUUGAGGCUCUGGAUUCUUUGCAUUCCCUCUGAUCCUGAGCCAGCAGCCUCUGUCCUUCUCUUUUCUGGGCUAAGGUGUGAUUUCACUCCUGGAAUGCUGGUUAAUCAACUCUAGUGGGUGGUGGUUUUAGGUGAUGAUUGGAGGGGGGCUUGGCUUCAGCCUUGGGAAGGCGUCUAUGGCUGGUGGAACUGGGGCAUGGUCGUCUGGGUUUCAGGAUGGCUACUCCCUCCUCUACCUCCCUCUCUCUCUUUCCCUGUCUCUUUCUCCCUGCAGUGAUGCCAGGCAGAGGAUGCUGGCUCAACCCUGGCCCAGCCCCCAGCAGUUCCUCCAUCCGCCUCCUUCAGGACUCCGGAGGGUCUUCAUCUAAGUAUAGACUGGGCUUUGUAUUGUAGGUGCCACCUUGGGCUAUCCCCUCAGCAGUGUCCAUGUUUUUUUCCUCGGGUGGUCUUGUUUCUGGGCUAUAAAAGCCAGUUUUGCUGUGGAGACCUGAAGUGGUGGGGGGCAUCCGUAACCCAAGUGUGUCCUGUUCUCUCUCUUCAUAAAGCUGUUGUUGCUGCUGCUGUCUCUUCA